CAUAUGCCUGUAUCUUCUAUGUCGCAGGUCUUGCAACAACAGUAGCCUUUGUUGCUGACGGCGAACUUUCACAAUUUAUGACUAACCUCUGGAACGAAGAUGUUAACCGAGCAAGUUCUCAUGACAUCAGGUAUAACCUUCAAGGUCAUUCUCCAACUGGGCAUUCAGGUGUGGAUAAUGCCCCUAACAGGUUCUUUAGCUAUGUAAAUGAGGGUCACCUAUUUCAUAGACCAACUUAUUCCACUUUUAUUUCCCUUCUGAACAACUACCACUACAGGACCGGAACAAGUGAAUACCAGACAACGACCGAGGAUACAGAAGUCUCCAUGUUUCUCUCCCAGAUUUCGCAGACGAGUGUCAUAAAACUAGCACAGCAGUUCCUACACUCAAAAGGAUACACCGGGAGUUCGAUGUCGGCCUUUAUAAGCACUCUGAGGAAAAUUUGGUUUGAAUUUUACCCCCGCUCAUCUCACACGACACACGAAGAUACAAGUGGAUUUGAACACGUUUUUGUUGGUGAAACUACCAGCUCAAAAGUUGACGGUUUUCACAAUUGGAUCCAAUAUUACCUCGAAGAAAAGCAUGGAAACCUUAACUAUCUUGGCUUUGUCUAUACAAAACAGCCGGAAAUUAUAGGCACUCACUUCCAGUGGCAUCAUCAGAUUAAAUCCCUUAGUUCAUUCAUUGUCGGCUCCAGUCCUGAGUUUGACCUUGCCAUGUAUACCGUCUGCUUCUUUGUGCGCCAAAACAGAGACUGUAGAUUCACAAUGGCUGGCCAUAGCAUGGAUGUCAAGACCUACACGGUGUCCUUCGGAUCUUACACAGAUUUAAUUGCCACAGCAUAUAUCAAUUGAUAAAAAAACAGUAUAUUCCCAAACCUCGUUUGGGGAACUUAAAUAAUUAAAUGCAUGGUUCAUGGGCAGAUCUAGAGGGAAACUUUAGAACUCACACCAUAAUAUCAAAUAUGGCAUUAGAAUUGCAAGAACAGUCAUUUAUUUAA
Messenger RNA from Saccostrea echinata, 1000 nucleotides. Its product is annotated as uridylate-specific endoribonuclease D-like. Gene Ontology annotation, molecular function: RNA endonuclease activity. The record is from RefSeq and is a predicted model, not a curated record. NCBI's taxonomy places the organism in Eukaryota, Metazoa, Mollusca, Bivalvia, Ostreida, Ostreidae. The transcript has 5 exons. The coding region runs from base 78 to 854 and encodes 258 amino acids.